Penicillium manginii is the source of this 189-nucleotide messenger RNA. RefSeq lists its product as uncharacterized. The coding region runs from base 1 to 189 and encodes 62 amino acids. Lineage: Eukaryota; Fungi; Ascomycota; Eurotiomycetes; Eurotiales; Aspergillaceae. The record is from RefSeq and is a predicted model, not a curated record. The transcript has a single exon.
AUGGAGAAGGAAACGGGUCCUCAUUUCCCUCGAUUGGACUCGGGUGGAAAAGCCCCGAUACAAUCGGUUGCAGGAGCUGGUUGCAUCCUCGACCGGUUUGAUGAUGCUAGUCGUGUUGGCAAGGACAUGAACACGCCGAACGCAGGAGAUUGGCUUGCCUUCCCUGCCCGGCUUGGAAUUACGAUGUGA